AUAUCGAACGUGUAUUUCUCAAGGCACUUCUUCGAGUGCUGGAUAAAUCCGAAAAUAAUUCGGGUACUGUAAUAUUUGUCGAGGAGAUAAUUUCCUCGAUUUUAGGCUCCGAUCCGUGGAAGAGGCUGCCAAGAUGGCGGUGAUCUCUAAUUAUUGGGGUCUCGAUGGGAUUAUCCUUCUCUUCGCCGCCAUUGUUGCGGCGUACUUCUACAUGACGAGGAAGUUCAAUUAUUGGAGGAAACGCGGCGUUUUGGAGGUCCCACCUUCCCCCUUUCUCGGGAAUUAUUCCGAUUGUUUGUUUAUGAAGAAAUCCCCGGGGGAGUUCCUCAAGGAUCUUUAUGACAGAGGAGAGGGGGCCGAUUGUGUUGGGUUUUAUAUUUUUGACAAGCCCGCCUUGCUUGUCAGGGACCCUGGGUUGAUCAAGCACAUCCUUAUCAAAGACUUCAACUACUUCAUGGACAGAUUUGUCACCUCCGGGGAAGAUGACAGACUUGGUGCUGCCAACGUCUUCCUCCUUAAGAGUCCUGCCUGGAAAACCGUCAGGACCAAGUUGUCACCCAUUUUCACCUCCGGGAAGCUGAAGAAGAUGUUCGAGCUGAUGACUGAUAUCAGCGAAGACCUUCAUACGUACCUCGAGUCUUGCAAUUUAGAAGGUGAAGGACGAGUUAUGGAACUAAAAGACGUCUGCGCAAAGUUUACCACAGACCUGAUCACCACGAUUGCGUUUGGUGUUAGAGAGAACUCCUUGAACAAUCCUGAUGCCGAAUUUCGCAAAUGGGGAAAACGGAUGUACUCUUUCACCGUUUUACGGGGGUUUGAGUUGACGUCGCUUUUCUUCAUCCCCAAGCUGGCAAAGUCGCUUAAUUUCUCAUUUUUCGAGGAAGGCAACACGAGAUUCCUCACGUCCACUUUUUGGAGCACCAUAAACGAGCGCAUCAAGUCAGGUGCUAAAAGAAACGACUUAAUCGACCUUCUGAUACAGCUGAAGAACAGCGGACAAGAAAACCGCAUAUUCCUAAUCAACAACAAUGGNGAUGGGGAUGAUUUGGUAGCCCAAGCUGCAGUAUUCUUUACAGCUGGUUUCGAAACGUCAUCAACGGCAAUUUCCUUUACUCUCUACGAACUGGCCUUGCAACCAGAGAUCCAAAACCGGCUCAGAAAAGAAAUCCACGAGGCUCUAGAAGAGAAUAAUGGAGAAAUAACCUACGAAAUGGUGGUCAAUCUUCCUUAUCUGGACAUGGUGGUUUCGGAAACUCUGAGGAAGUUCCCACCGUUACCACUUUUGGACAGAGUAACGGCUGCAGAUUAUAAAGUCCCGGACAGUAAUUUGAUAAUCGAGAGAGGUACACCGAUUUUCAUCCCAUUGCUGGGACUUCACGCGGAUCCCGAGUAUUUUCCAAAUCCCGAGCUAUACGACCCUGAGAGAUUUUCCGAUGUAAAUAAAAGAGCUAGAAAACCUUGCAUCUAUAUGCCCUUCGGCGACGGACCCCACAACUGCAUCGGUCUUCGGCUGGGACUUAUACAAAGUAAACUGGGCCUGAUCAAUAUAUUAUCCAAAUACGCAGUGUCCGUCUGUGAAAAAAUGCCAGUCCCCCUCAAAUUGAAUCCUAAGGGAUUAAUAACCACAUCAUUAGAUGGAAUAUUUCUAAAUAUGCGGAAACUGACAACCGAGGCUAGCUGAUAACAUCGAAUGCAAAAAGGAUGCAAAUAAUCAUCGACUGAGAGACCCUUCGAACCGGUGAUCUGACAAAAUUUUUACAUUUCAUCGAACUGUUCAACAUUCGUUAUAUAUGUAACGAUGCUAUUGAUUGAACACAAAGAGAAAUGUAAUUUCUCAGGGUGAACUUUCAACUGUCUCUCGUGUGAAUACAUAAUUAUCCAAUUAUCAGUUAUACAGUAUCGUAAUCAUUGAGCUGUGAUUUAUUCUUAAAGCAGGCAUUACUCCGAGUGUAACACCCAGUAGUCAUUUAAUGUGAUAAAGACACUAUAUGUAAUUCAUUUUUAUUUCCUAUGAAUUCAGUAAUGCAUUGAUUAAAAGAAUGCAUCAUUAACAAUAUUUGUCGAAGUUGAGCUGUAUAUAAUAAAUAUUAAUACUUCGU
Messenger RNA from Orussus abietinus, 2099 nucleotides. RefSeq names its product cytochrome P450 6k1. The record is from RefSeq and is a predicted model, not a curated record. The coding region runs from base 134 to 1681 and encodes 515 amino acids. NCBI's taxonomy places the organism in Eukaryota, Metazoa, Arthropoda, Insecta, Hymenoptera, Orussidae. Gene Ontology annotation, molecular function: iron ion binding; oxidoreductase activity, acting on paired donors, with incorporation or reduction of molecular oxygen; heme binding. The transcript has 5 exons.